Molecule: messenger RNA, 5130 nt
Organism: Metarhizium brunneum ARSEF 3297
Lineage: Eukaryota; Fungi; Ascomycota; Sordariomycetes; Hypocreales; Clavicipitaceae
Source: RefSeq, a predicted model, not a curated record
AUGUCAUCGCCGGAUCCUCUCAACGAUUCGACGAUGGCAGAGCUCGCCUCAGUACCCCCCUCCUCCGUGGCUCGCCGUGUCACGCGAAGUCAGUCGUCGCAAAGGUUCCUAGCUCUCGGCAGUUCGCCUAGAAAACAAAUGUUUGAAUUGCAAGUUGGCGAUCGGAUGUCGCCACAGCGGCUGCUUGUCACGGUUGAGACGGAUGGACAGCAAGAGGAUAUCAGUAUUGGGAGCAAUGCCAAGCGCAAGUUGUUUCAAUCGCCUAUUUCCACGUUGUCAACACCUGCGCGGCGGCUAAGAGGACGAACCACCACAACAACUGUUCCUCUGCGGGAGUCAAUAGAAGAAGACGGCGAUGACGCGACAACCCCGAAAGCACGAGGCCGGCAACGAAAAUCGAAUGGAACCCCAAUGCCCAGCGCGGGCACGAAAAGGCGCGCAGGUACUCCUGUGAGGAGAACACCUAGGCGCCUGCGAACAUUAGCCAGCACAGAUGGCGAGGAGCCGUCUUCAGAGGCUAGUGAAGAGGCCAACGUGCAGACCACACCAACACCGCGACGACGCAAUUUGCGCCCGCGCAAGACUUCGAGGCCGGCUCCUUCGAGCGAACUUGGAACAGAUAUCACACCACGGCCUUCUACAGCAAGGAGGGGGAGGCGGAGGCGUCAGGCACUAGCACCGGAUGAACUGCUGGAACUUGCCGAUGAAGUUGGGGACAUCAAUCUUGACACAACGCAGCUGCCACCCGUUACGAGCGAAGACGAGGUGGACCUCGUGAGGGCACCUUCGGAGUCGACGGAUGAUGGAUCUCUCAACGCGCCGGAUCCUGCGCCUGCUCCUCCUCCGGCCCCUGCUGUGCCAUCAUCCCCGUCACCCAACUUUGCGCCAGCUGUUGCUGAGCCCGAUUCAGACAUUUGGAUAGGAAGCGCUUCGAAUGAGGCCACUCAACGCGCUUCAGCCCGAACACGAAAAGAUGUGAUACCCGAGUCGUCGCCUCGCUUCCCGCUGACUACCUAUACAGAACCACAACUGGAUCGGUUUGAGACUUCUCAAGAGGGCUAUUACGGUGACUAUGGAUACGCAGAUGCGGGAGCAGCCGCCAGUGAUCGAUCUUCGAUUGAUGAGCCGCUUGAGGAUGAAGACCCCGCCGCAACUGCCGCUCCGGCUGGUUAUGACACUAUUGCGCAAGGCGAGGACUUCAGCAUGAUAUUCAUGGACUCAAUACCCUCCUUGCAAGCCGAGUUUAACAGCUCUGUGCAUCCGGUUGUGCACGAGGAGCUAGGCGAUGAGACCAAUCUCAUCAUCAACAACACCUUGGAAUCCCUCCGACAGGCUGAUCGUGACGAUCCCGAAGAAGAUAAUGAUGUGGUAGAUACUAUUGAGCCAGCUGAGCCACAGCCAGGGGAGGAAUUGGCAAUGGAGGAGCCGCUAGUUGAGAGGGAGCUGGUUGGCGAGGAGGUACCAGAGAGAAGCGCAACCCCAAUCCUUCAAUCGCCGUCGCCGAACAGGCCAAGCCCAAGAUGGUCACGCAGUCCUCGAAAGUCUACUAAUUCGUCACCGCUUCGGCAUCGGGUUUUGAAACAGAACGCAUUGCAAACUGCAGAGUCUCCUGCACAAACCAAGCAGACUGAUAAGCUUCUCUCAUCACCAUGGUCUGAUCGUCGACUGCGAAGUGCGGACCGUCUAGAGGAAGAGGUCUCUAAGUCAUAUGAGGAUUCCUUUUCUGAGAUCCCAGAAGCUGUGCUCACGGCUGCUACUCCGCGACGGCCACAAGCAAGUGUUUCCUACGACGAUUUGGAAGAUGAAAUAGAUCAAGUACGAAUGGUGGACGAGGAUGACGAUGCGGUAGCGCCUGAUGAAGACCAGCAACAAGUCGAUGAGCCUGUCAAAAUGACAGAAGCGGCUAUAGGGCAGGGAGAAGAACAUAUUCGAAGCUUCGAGCCUCCUCAGCAGAUCAUGGAACAGCAAGUAGACGAGUCGCAGGAAGUGGAUGAACCCGAAGGCGAAGGUGUCGAAGAAUUUGGAGAAGACGAUCAAACAGAAGAAAUCGGGGUUGAACUAGACCACGAUCAUGACGAAGAAGUGACAUCGAGGCAAGACAUGUUGCAAGAAAGUGAGAGCGAAGAAGAAGUGGGAGAGUACGAUCUAGUUCUGGAUGAGAAGUUAAAGUUACAUCCCGAGUCUGUGCCAGAGCAGGUUCAAGCCCUGCCUUUGAAAGCAAAUACGAAUGAACGGCGGGACGGAGAGUAUGAAUAUGACGAGGAUGAGCUGGAUGACGCUGAGCUAGCUGAACUGGAAACAGAGCAGGGGUCGGCAGUUAUGGAUCAGACGGCUGAUGCUGACGAGGACGAGGAACUAGACCGCACGGAAGACAUGGUUGCUUCAUCUCAGUUGGAUGAGGAGGAUCAAGAGGACGCUGAUGAAGAGAUGGCUGAUGAGGUAAAUGAAGAUGAAGACUAUGAAGUUGUGGACGAGCCUGCUUUGGUUGCCGCCGCAAUUGCCAGCGCGGCGCUUCAGUCUAGCCCUUCGCGCUUACCGACUCCUGAUGAUACGCCGCCACAGGCUGAGCUUCAGACAGCAGAUGAUGUUGCAGGAAAAUCAGCCCGGGGCUCACGGCCCCCGUCUAGUCUUCGAUCUUCGUCUAUAUCACCUGGCCAUUUCAGAGAGACUCUUCGCGCCACCGUUGAGCAACCCCAGGAAAUUGAAGACCUUGGGGAGGAAGAGGUUCCCGAAGUGGAAGAGGUGUCUGAAGAGGAAGAGAUGCCUGAAGAGGAAGAGAUGCCUGAAGAGGAAGAGAUGCCUGAAGAGGAAGAGGAUCAAGAAAUGGAAGAGGAUCAACAAAUGGAGGAUGAGGUGCCUGUGUACGAGAAAAACCCAGAGGGCGAACUCUUCGUCCCAGAGGCUCAACAAGAGCCAUCACUGGAUGAAAGUACUCGACGUUCCGUGGAUGCGACUCCUCCGCAGCAAAUCUCGUCACCGGUUCAAGAGCCUGCAUCACUGCAGCACGAGACUUCGUCGGACAAAAUGGUACGGCCCCAUCUCUCUACAAUUAUACGAGCGGGGCGGGUACUCCAGAGCAUCACCUCAGAUCCCCCAUCUCCUGAAGGGCGUGAGAAGCAACUCGGAAGCCCAUUCAGGAGUUCUGGCAGUAAGGAUUCGUGGAGUGGUUCAAGAGACAGUCAGACGAGUCGUCGAAUGAGUGGAAGUCCCUUGCAGGGCCGUAGCGCGGUCCCAACUAGAAUCGAAAUAGACAACCAAGCACAACAGGAGACUUCUGAUUCUGCAUUGAGAAGCGCAAGAUAUCCUAGUUUUCUAAGUCCGGUUCGACGCAGCAAAGAACCAUCCGUGGAACGGAACAGAUCAGAUGGGUCGCCAUCGAGACAUUCAUCGGCAAGCUCGAUGCGUAUUACACCCCCAAGCGAUGGGGUUAUGAGCUGGGUUGAGAGAGAGGGGCCGAUUAGCCCAAGUUUGCGGGGAGAUAAUUCUCUGCGAGAGGCUGCUAGAUUGCCAGAAUUGAGCGCCAAGAUCGAGGAACCUCGUUCCGCUGGGCAGGUUGAUGCUCCUCUGGUUCAAGCUACCGUGGCUGAGCCGCCUCGAGAAUCCACGCCAGUGGUCGAGGAGCCAGAGGCAGAGCAGGAUGCGUCAGAUGAUGAGACUGAUAUUUGGGAACUGGAGGCACAGCGAGAAACGCCUCGCUCUGUUAGGCAACGGCCCUUUGGCAAGCGUGUUCCAACAAGCAGCAAUCGCCGGGGAGCUAUUCCAAGUCCUUGGACGAAGAGGAGUGUUCAUCGACCAGCAAUCUCAAGGAUGAUUUCACAGGCAGUGCCAGAUCUAUCUCAUCUCACAGAGGAGCCGAGUGCCAUCCCUGAUCAACCUCCCCAGUCCAGCUCUCCAGAUGAAUACUCUCGUCUUGCUCAAAGCCAGAAGGAAGAGGCUGAAGCCAAGAGAGCGGCCAACGCUUCCGAAUCAGCCGCCAAGGCUAGCAAGUUCGAUCUUUCUUCGUUUUUCUCGUCUCCAGCAGCAAUCCCGGGCAUGCUGGCUCAAAAGCUCAUGCCAGCAAGAACGCAAUCGACGGUUCAACCAGCAAAUCCUCCCAUGUCGAUGGCCGGACAGGCUCCUCCUGUUGUCCCCACAAGCUCCAUGUUUCCGCAAAUUCCUCAAAAGGAUUUCCGGCCCGGCAGUAGCAACAGAAGCAGUAUAUUCUCGCCAGCGCGGCGCAAACAGCCGUCGUCCCCGCUUGAACUGCAGGAAGAAUCUCCUGAGCAGCAGCAGCAGCAGCAGCAGCCGAAGGCCGACGCUGAAAGGCCAUCCUCUCCUACGACGCCAGAGCAAGUCCCAAUGCCCACCAUCGCCCAGAAGCAAAACUUUACCCCUCGACCGGGACAAGCAAGCAACUCGUUCUUCCAUUCCUCUUCCAAUUCCACUGCGGCCGUCACCCCUCCCAGGAUGCAGCUCUCCCACGCAGACAUCCACAGAUGGACACAACAAACGUCCAACGCAAGUGAAGCCUCUUCCGACUUCCAGCGCCCUCUUCUCCGUCCCUUGCCACCCAAGAACGCGUCUCCGACAAAGUCCAGUCUCCGGUCUCCCCUCAAGCCCCGUACACCGGGCCGUGUGGUCGAAUUCACCAGCUCCGUCCUCUCACCAGCCGAGCAAGCGAAAGCCCGCCUGGAUAACCGCUCAGCACAAUCCAACUCCAUCCUCUCCCAGGACUUCUUUGCUCCUCCACCCCCUCAGUCCAUUGUCCAAGUCGACAAGGAAAACGCCUCCAUGGACGAUAUCUCCAUGGACGACGCACCGCCUCUCACCAAGCCUCCUCCCCCUGAACCCUUGUCCCAAACAACCUGGUCCCGCCGGCACUGGCUCCUGCUGGACCAACUGUUGCAGUAUCGUCGGUCAUCGCCAUUUCCUGUAAAUUACACCCGUGGAGCGGACAACUAUCUCGGGAAAACGGUUAAGAGCCACGGCGAGGCGAUGACCCUCGACAGGUGGCAUUUAGAUGUCGUGGAUGCGUUCAAGGCAGAGGUGGGGGGUUGGGACGCAGACAUCUUGGCCAAGAGACUGUUUGCACUUAUUCUAGGCGAGGCGAGACGCAUGGAAGCAAGAGACCGGAGAGUCAUGUUUCACUAA